AUGCGCAUCUCACACGUCGUCAUCGGCAGUGCCGCCGUGACCACCGCAAUACCGUGGGGCCCAAGUCCAUGGGGCUCCGAUGCGUCGAAGGAAUUCUCACUCGACAGGCUCAUAGACCUGACACCCUUUGACGUAAACCGCUUCAAGCUCAAGUCACCUCAAGACCUUCUCGCCCAGUUCGACAGCACCUCCCGCGUUCCUGCGCCGGUCGCAGACAAGACAAAAGCACCACGGCCAAUAGUAGCUCCGUCACCCAGCCGCAACGACACCGGAGCGUCCAGCGCCAAGGUCGGCCACAACACGGCCGCCGGCGGGCCCUGCACCCAACCGGCCGUCCGUCCCGAAUGGCGCAACAUGACCGCCGAGGGGCGCCGAGAGUACGUCAGGGCCGCCAAGUGCCUCGUCGACAGGCCGAGCGAAGGCAGGUUCCAGGGUUCACACAACCGCUACGAGGACCUGGUCUGGGUCCACCACCAGAUGACGGACCAGCUGCACGGAUAUGCGCAGUUCCUCCCCUGGCACCGCCGCUUCGUCAACGUCUACGAGACGGCGCUGCGCGACGAGUGCGGCUACCGCGGCCCCAUGCCGUGGUGGGACGAGACGCGCGACGCCGGCAACUUUGCCGGCGCUCCCGUCUUCACGCCCGAGUACUUUGGCACCGCGCCAAUAAGGACCCGCGAGGGCCGCGGCGGUUGCAUCACCGACGGCGUCUUUUCCGGCAUGCUGGUGCACAUCGGACCCGGGACCGCCUUUGAGGAGCACUGCCUGUCGCGGGCGGUGGACGAGUCUCUGACCAGGGAGGUCAGUCAGGCCACCAUCAACCAGGUUCUCCGCCAGAGCAACUUUGAGAGCUUUGCGGGCUUGAUCGAGGGUUGGCCGCACGCCUACGGUCACAAUGGAGUCGGCGCCGUCAUGUCCGACGUGGGCCCCGCACCCGGCGACCCCAUCUUCUUCCUGCACCACGCCUUUAUCGACCGCAUCUGGUGGGAGUGGCAGAACGUCGACCGGGACACCAGGGUCUAUGAACUUGCCGGCAAGGUCAAUGACAGGAACAAGCGCAUCACGCUCGACUACGUCUUGACGAUGAGGGGAAUACAACCGGACGUCAGGGUCCAGGAUGUCAUGGACACUUAUGGAGACACACUUUGCUAUACUUAUGACUACUAA
Pyricularia grisea is the source of this 1167-nucleotide messenger RNA. RefSeq lists its product as uncharacterized. The record is from RefSeq and is a predicted model, not a curated record. The transcript has a single exon. Bases 1 to 1167 code for a protein of 388 amino acids. Lineage: Eukaryota; Fungi; Ascomycota; Sordariomycetes; Magnaporthales; Pyriculariaceae. Gene Ontology annotation, molecular function: oxidoreductase activity.